Messenger RNA from Striga hermonthica, 1104 nucleotides. NCBI's taxonomy places the organism in Eukaryota, Viridiplantae, Streptophyta, Magnoliopsida, Lamiales, Orobanchaceae. The record is from the annotation of a GenBank genome assembly.
AUGUAUAAAAUAACGCAAGCUUUUUUACCGGCAGCCCUCGCGGCCGCCGUACUCCUCCUCCUCCCCAUCUCUCGUGGCGCCGCCUACGAGCCCAUCCCCGUCGACGCCUCCCAGCUGAACAGCUGGUUUGACCGCCAGAUCGGCGCCUCCGGCCCCCGCUCCUCCUCCGUCGAUCCGCCGCUGGCCGCCGCGGAAGGCAAGGCCACCGUGAUCAGGGUCGCCGAGGGCGGCGGUGGGGACUUCAAGACCGUUACCGACGCCGUCAAGAGCGUGCCUGACGGUAACACGAACCGGGUCGUCAUCUCGAUCGGGCCCGGGAACUACACCGAGAAGGUCACCAUACCCAGGACUAAACCGUACGUCACGCUGUACGGAGACCCCAAGAACCCGCCGGCGCUGGUGUACGGCGGCACGGCGGCGAAGUACGGGACAGUGGACAGCGCCACCCUCAUAGUCUUGUCCGACUUCUUCACCGCCGUGAACCUGAAAGUCGUGAAUUCGGCACCGAGGCCAGACGGCUUGAGAAAAGGGGCUCAGGCGGUGGCACUGAGGAUCAGCGGCAAUGCGGCGGCAUUCUACAACUGUAAAUUCUACGGCUUUCAGGACACGAUUUGCGACGAUAAGGGCAAGCACCUAUUUAAGGACUGCUAUAUCGAGGGCACGGUCGAUUUCAUCUUCGGUAGUGGCACAUCUCUUUACCUGAAUUCGGAAUUACACGUGAUCCCAGGGGACCCGAUGGCGAUGAUCACGGCGCAUGCGAGGUCAAAGGCCGACGAGCCAACCGGCUUCGUGUUUGCCCACUGCAAGGUGACGGGCACUGGCGGGACGGCCUACCUGGGCCGCUCGUGGUUCCCAAGCCCCCGUGUGGUCUACGCCUACUCGGAACUUAGCGACGCUGUUAAUCCCGAGGGAUGGUCCGAUAACCACCAACCGUCAACUGACAGGACGGUGUAUUUUGGAGAGUAUAACAACAAAGGGCCAGGGGCGAGUUUCGAGAAGCGGGUCCCAUUUGCCAAGAAGUUGAGCGAUGGGGAAGCCAAGUCAUUCCUCAGCCUUGCUUACGUGGAGGGUGCUAAGUGGCUGCUGCCACCUCACAAAGCUUGA